Molecule: messenger RNA, 1071 nt
Organism: Saccoglossus kowalevskii
Lineage: Eukaryota; Metazoa; Hemichordata; Enteropneusta; Harrimaniidae
Product: NADPH-dependent quinone oxidoreductase VAT1-like
Molecular function (GO): oxidoreductase activity
Source: RefSeq, a predicted model, not a curated record
AUGGAUGAGAAACGCGCAUCCGAAGCGGCACAAGAGAAUUUGGACAAACUUUCCAAAACAAUUGUCCUGGUAGGGUUUGGAGGUUAUGAUAAACUCCAGACAUGGCAAAAGUCGGUGCCAGUGCCAGAAGAGGGCGAAAUACUAGUUGAAGUUAAAGCAUGUGGACUGAAUUUCGCGGAAAUUUCAGCGCGACAGGGACUUUAUUUUCCUCGUCCAACAUUGCCAGCAGUGCUCGGCUAUGAAUGCUCGGGGGUAGUUGUGAAGCUGGGCCUUGGUGUUACGGGUCCAAAGGUUGGUGCACGUGUUAUUUGCAUGAGCAAAUCUGGAUUGUGGUCUGAAUAUGUUACAUUACCAGUUGAUCAGUGUUUUGAAUUUCCUGAUGAGAUGAGUUUCGAAGAAGCCGCUGCAAUACCUGUCAAUUAUCUGACAGCUUAUUUUAUGCUUUUUGAUUUAGCCAAUUUACGACCCAAUAGAAGUGUGCUUAUUCACAUGGCAGCAGGUGGUGUAGGUUUUGCCGCUGCACAGAUAUGCCAGACAGUUCCAAAUGUAACUACAUUCGGUACUUCGUCAGAGCAUAAACAUGAUGCCAUCAAAGCAAAUGGAAUCACACAUCCGAUAGACUAUAGAACAAAAGACUACAAACAAGAAGUACUCAGAAUAGCCCCAAAAGGUGUGGAUAUCGUGUUGGAUCCAUUGGGAGGCAAAGACACAAAGAAGGGAUACGAAUUGUUAAAGCCAAUGGGUAAAAUAAUUGUUUUUGGUGGGGCAAACUUUGUUAUCGGUGAACAUCGCAAAAUUUGGAACUUGGCAAAAAAUUGGUUCCAAAUGCCAUCAUUCCAUGGUAUGACCUUGAUAAAAGCCAACAAAUCCGUCUGUGGAUUUCAUCUUGGAAUGUUACAGGAGGAAAAAGAUCUGAUCAAAGAAGGAAUUACAGCUCUUUUAGAGAUGUUUAGAGCGGGAAAAAUCAAACCAAAAAUUGAUUCAGUGUUUCCAUUUGAGAAGUUCAAACUGAGACGAGGUUUCUAUUGGCAAUGGAAUGACAUUGGAACAUUCUCAUUAUUGCCCACAUGA